AUGUCUCCUGUGAUAUACACGGUGGAAUCUUCUACUGAUGUCCUCAUCAAAAAGGGUAGAAACAACCGCACUAUCCAUGAUUUAGCAUACAUUAUGGAUGGGUUUAUCUACCCUGUAUCAUUCACUGGAAUGCUUGUCAAUGCAAAUAUUGCUAUUCGUAUAUUGCUAUUCCCUCUUGCAGAUGCAAUACACUAUAAAAAUACUGAAGUUAUCAAGCUUUUAGAAAAACAUGGAGCUAAACUUCAGAUUGCUCCUAUGCAUGUUAAAAAUCUUCGUGAAGUACCCGAAUAUGAGAUAGAUCCUAGUGAACUUGAUUUCUCUAACAGUGUUCAAAUUACUAAGGGAACAUUCCACAUGGCGACAUGGCGUGGAGUCCAGGUUGCUGUUAAAAGGCUUGAUGAAGAUGUGAUAUCCGAUGAGGAUAAAGUGAAGGCAUUUAGGGAUGAACUUGCACUGCUCCAGAAAAUAAGGCAUCCUAAUGUUGUCCAAUUUUUAGGCGCUGUUACUCAAAGCAGUCCUAUGAUGAUUGUUACGGAAUAUUUGCCCAAGGGUGACCUCCGAGCCUUCUUAAAAAGAAAAGGGGCCUUAAAGCCACUAUUGGCAGUAACAUUUGGGCUGGAUAUUGCAAGGGGAAUGAAUUAUUUGCAUGAACAUAAACCUGAAGCAAUCAUCCACCGAGACCUUGAGCCCUCAAAUAUUUUGCGGGAUGAUUCAGGACACCUGAAAGUUGCAGACUUUGGCCUGAGCAAGUUGCUGAACAUGACUAAAUCUGUCAGAGAGGAUCAACCACUGGUUUGUGAAGACAAUGGCUGCAGGUAUGUAGCUCCAGAAGUAUUUCGUAAUGAAGAAUAUGACACAAAAGUGGAUGUCUUUUCUUUUGCUUUGAUUCUUCAAGAGAUGAUUGAAGGCUGCAUGCCCUUUAAUACUAAACCGGAUUCUGGAGUUCCGAAGUUAUAUGCUGCUAAAGAAAGGCCACCUUUUAGAGCUCCAAUGAGGCACUACCCGUAUGGAUUAAAAGAGUUAAUUGUCACGUGCUGGAGUGAAAAUCCUGCUGAUAGACCAACCUGUAGAGAGAUUAUUGAACGUUUGACAUAUAUCCGGAAUCACAUUACUCAGAAACAGCACUGGAAGAUCAGAGCUUUAAGGUGCUUCCAGAAUAUUGAGGCAAUAUGGAAAGACCGGUCUAAUAACCCAAGCAGUCGAUCGACCCGGUCCACAAGUUCAAAUUUCUAACUAAAGGAAGCAUUGAAAUUUGUGAAGAUUCUCCUUCAUACAAAGAAGCAGUAAAGUGAGCUCAGAGAAUGGCGUUGUACAGGUUAUGCUUCCCUUAAAUUGCUUUUGUUACAGAACCUACAAUCAGCCUCGUGUUUUGGGCUUCAUUCAGUUUUUAUUAUUUAAAAAAUAAUAAUAAAUGUAUGAGUUUGAUAUUUAUAAUUUUUUCUUAGGCCUUUUAUGUUGUUAA
This is a messenger RNA of Dendrobium catenatum, 1462 nucleotides long. Its product is annotated as integrin-linked protein kinase 1. The transcript has 14 exons. Gene Ontology annotation, molecular function: protein kinase activity; ATP binding. The coding region runs from base 1 to 1233 and encodes 410 amino acids. The record is from RefSeq and is a predicted model, not a curated record. Gene Ontology annotation, biological process: protein phosphorylation. Lineage: Eukaryota; Viridiplantae; Streptophyta; Magnoliopsida; Asparagales; Orchidaceae.